UGUGGUUGUGAGUAAGAUAUAGGCGCCAUAUUUUGUCGGUGUAUAUUUUUAAAAAUUAUUGAUUAUUUCAUAAAGCAGUAAUUUUAUGUUUUUUGUUUUUCUGAAAAACGAUAAGAUGUUUUUGAGAAACACCAAGUUUUAGAAAUUGUUUGUAUUUGUUCAGUCUUAUUCUAUUUAAUGUUGGGAGUUCUUUUAUAGAACGACAUUGUCCUUGUAUGUGUUGGUAACAGAAAUGCGCUUGGCCGCUUGGUGCGCAACGCCUGUAAACGGAAACGUUUUAAGAGUUUUUGGAUCGAUUAAGUGAGUGAAAACGUGAAGAAGACUUAUUUAGUGUUUCUUUUAUAAAAUCGAUUGUGUUAAAGUCACCUAUGUCGACAAAUUUAAUCAGUAGAUGUGAAAUUUUUCAAUUUCUAAGCAAAUGACGUAGUUUAAAUCUUACACAACUUAAUUCAAUCGAAACGUCUGCUAACAAAAGCAUUUUUCGCCUAAAAAGUGUGUUUAGUCUAGAGCUAAGAUGGAAAGGAAUAAAGACUGUUUUAGGGGUAAAAGUAUGUCCAUAUCUCCAGACAAUCGAAGAAUUUCCCCUGAUUACAUCGAAAGAAGUCGAUCACGUUCGAAAUCUCCACACUAUCGUAAACAUAAUGGCUACAAAUCUCAUAAAACCAGUAAGUUAAAUCGUUAUGAGUACAAUGUAGAAGAAAAGGGCAGACACGACAGUGACUACGACAGUGAUAGAAGCUAUGGAAAAAGAGAAUCGCCGUGGGAGCCCCGGAGUAACCGCCGAAGCAGAUCAAGGAGUCGCGAAAAAGACCGUUUUCACCGCGAUAGAGACUAUGACUCGUAUAAAGAAAGAGACCAUCGAAAGACUCGUGAUCGAAGAUCUCAUAGUAAUUCUAGGUGGGAAAGAAAAUCCGUUGAAAGAAAAGCUAGGGACCGUGAAAGGUCUUACCGUGAUGAUGAUAGGGAUAGUGUCGAUAGUGAGCGAAGCCCAAAUGGAGCAGUGAUAGGUGCAAGUGGCUCCGAAAUCAUUGGAUACAAAAGCCAACCCCCAAAUAACACUAUAAUGAUUAGAGGACUUGCUCUACAUAUUACCGAAAAUGAUAUUCGCCAAGAUAUAAUGCAAGCAGGAUUAAUGCCAAAGGACAUCAGACUCAUAAGGAAAAAAGAUACAGGUACAUCACGCGGUUUCGCCUUUGUCGAGUUUACUACGCUAGCUGAGGCCACUCGUUGGAUGGACAUGAAGCAGGGCAUCCUCAUGCUUCACGACAACUAUCGUGCUAUUAUGCAAUAUAGUAUUCCAAAGGAACUUUGCCAGAGCUCAGAAAAGCCCCCUUCACACAAGGCAUCAUCUGAUUGGUUUUGUAUAAAGUGUGGGGCCCAGAAUUUUAAGAGAAGAGACAACUGCUUCAAAUGUCAUGCUUCCCGCACAGAAAGUGAAGAAGGUGGAAGUGGUAGCGAUGAAGUUUGUAACUAUGCUACCAAAACCAUCAUGUUAAGAAAUCUGGAUGCUUUAACUACAGAAGACUCAGUUAUGCAAAUUUUGAAUACAGAAGUUUCCGAUUUGGUGAAAACUAUAAGUGGAGUAUGUAUUGGCAGAGACCCCUUAACAUCAACCUCUAGAGGAAUUUGUUAUUUGGGUACCGAAAGUACAGUAGAUGCCUUAGCAUUACAUGGUGCCUUAGCUAAUUUAAACCCACCUUUAACUAUAGAUGGAAAAACAGUUAUUAUUUCUUAUUGCAAGUACAAAAUGGGUGACACAAAAAAAGCCUAUGACCAGGCAGAAAGUGCUGCUUUUCCAAAUGCAGCUCAGCCAAGUACCUACGCCCUCAGUGAUGUGGAUAGGUUGGCAGAAUAUUCAGCUAGUCGUUACGCGAAAACAGUAGUUGAAUAUCAUCAGUUUUAUGACUAUUAUAAGACAUACUUUACACAUCAAAUAAAUAAUGGACAUUCCAUCACGUUGCAAGAAAAUCAAAUGGAUGCCGCAAAUGCAGCCGCUGCUGUAGCACAGUCUGCAAUUCAACAGAUGCAAGCCAGUAAAACAUUCUACGACUCCACGCACAUGACAGUACCUACUGGCACCGAUGGAAAAAAAUACCCUAUACCAGAUAGUACAAAAUUUACUUACGAUAAGAGCAGUGGAUAUUACUAUGACGUGACUACAGGACUGUAUUAUGAUCCUAAUUCGACUUAUUACUGGAAUAGUGUCAUUCAAAAGUACCUUUAUUACGAUCAAGAUAAGUUGACGUACGCCUUGGCUCCUGCUUAUGAUUCAUCCUACACAACUUUUCAAACACCAGUAGAAAUAACAGCAGAACCAGAAACGAAAAAGAGCAAAUCUGAGAAACAAGACAAAGUAAAAGUUGCCAAAAAGAUAGCAAAAGACAUGGAGCGUUGGGCGAAAACUUUGAAUCAGAGGAAAGAGACAUCUACGACUAUUAAGAAUAUAGAUGUCGGUGGGGCCCUUGGAAUCGCAACUACAGCAGCUGCUGAUAUUGGGUACUCCGUAUUGGAGAAGAAGAAUGGUUCAAAUUCUUCUAUAGUUGCGACGAGUUUUAAACCAGAGGUGCCUGUUGUAGAGGCUCCGGUUCAGGCAACGCCACUAGUAGCUGCAUAUGGGGGAGAAAGCGAAUCUUCAGGCGAAGACGAAACACCUAUGGACGACUUGGAGUUCUUGGAUUACACGAAACUAAUAUGUAACCUUUGUAAACGUCAGCUAAGUUCGGCAGAUGCUUUAACGAAACAUGCGAAAUUGUCCAACUUGCAUAAACAGAAUUUGAUUGCGAAAAAGGGAGGAUUGUCUAAAAGUGACAGUUCUGGCUUAAAGAUCGUGUAUAGGGAUAGGGCAAAAGAAAGAAGAAUGAAGUAUGGUGAUACUGAUGAACCUCAACCGAGCAAGUUGAAAGAAAAGUAUUUAAAAACUAGAGAGUUGGUUGAUAAUCUUCCACCUCCUUCAGCGUCUGUUAUGGAACCAAUUGGUUCUGACAACGUAGGUAACCGACUUCUUCAGAAAAUGGGAUGGAUGGAAGGACAAGGUCUUGGCAAAACCAAUCAAGGAAGAACUACAAUCAUUCAGGCAGAACAACGCAAUAGUACAGUCGGUUUAGGCAAUAAAUCCUAUUCCGCUGUAGCUGGUGAAUCAUACAAAGACUGUGUUAAAAAAAUGAUGUAUGCUCGUUACCAAGAACUUUCCGAAAAAGAAUAAGUGCUUCAAUUAGUUAUCGUGCCAAAUUCGAUGUUUAUUUUUACAUAGAUAUUAAUUUAACAAUCUUCCAUUACAGAUUAAUUUAGUUUUUUAAGUCUUUCGACUGCGAUGUAUAUAGAAAAAAAAUUUAUGGUUCUGACCAAGUUUAUUUCAUGAUUGACGAGUUUUAAAAAAUAGAAGAGUUCAAGAUAACGUUCAUACCAUUUUAAAGAGGUAGAACGAUGUUAUUACUUCUUGUUUUGUACAGUACAAUCGCGAUAGUAUGAACCCAAGUAGACAAUAGCUGUUUACAUUAUCGAUUUUUGAAAUUCAUUUGUAUGAAAUUAAGACAUAGACUGUCCUUAAAAAAGAUACGGGCUAAUUUUCGAAGCGGUGAACUG
Agrilus planipennis (emerald ash borer) is the source of this 3582-nucleotide messenger RNA. RefSeq names its product RNA-binding protein 5-A. Gene Ontology annotation, cellular component: nucleus. The record is from RefSeq and is a predicted model, not a curated record. NCBI's taxonomy places the organism in Eukaryota, Metazoa, Arthropoda, Insecta, Coleoptera, Buprestidae. The transcript has 12 exons. Gene Ontology annotation, molecular function: RNA binding. Bases 515 to 3202 code for a protein of 895 amino acids. Gene Ontology annotation, biological process: mRNA splicing, via spliceosome.